Penicillium verhagenii is the source of this 981-nucleotide messenger RNA. Its product is annotated as isopenicillin N synthase family dioxygenase. Gene Ontology annotation, molecular function: dioxygenase activity. The record is from RefSeq and is a predicted model, not a curated record. NCBI's taxonomy places the organism in Eukaryota, Fungi, Ascomycota, Eurotiomycetes, Eurotiales, Aspergillaceae. The transcript has 3 exons. The coding region runs from base 1 to 981 and encodes 326 amino acids.
AUGGGUAGCGUUGGAGCAAUCCCCACGGUCGAUAUCAGCGCCUGGCUUGACACUAACAGCACGGAGGAGAGCCGUCAAAAUGUAGUCGAUGCAAUGCGCGACGCAUGCACAAGCUACGGCUUCUUCAGUCUCCUUGGCCAUGGCGUGCCACCAGAAGCUCAGGAGCAAGCCCUUGCUUGCGCAAAACUAUUCUUCACUCUCUCAGAAGAAGAAAAGAUGGAUGUUUGCAUUGCAAAAUCAAAGGGAAAAUCUUUCCGAGGAUAUGAGCCACCAGGUAUUCAGACUCACCAAGAAGGUCUGCUACCUGAUACGAAGGAGUGUUUCAUUAUCGGCCACGAAGUCCCCGAGGACGACCCAGACUGCGGCACAUUUUCCACCGGCCCCAAUCUCUGGCCCAAAUCUCUUGCCGAAGAAGACUUCCGCAUCCCGAUAAUGGCGUACCAGGCUCGCAUGGUCGAACUUGUCAAGCUUCUAUUGAAGAUCCUCGCCCGCGGUCUGCCCGAGGAAUGGAACUGCCCUCCAGAUGUCCUGGACGCACUGGCGGAGAACAACCCAUCCAUCCCGAUGAGACUUCUCCACUAUGGGCCUCAGCCGAUAAGAGACGAGAGACAAUUUGGAGUUGGCGAUCAUACUGACUUUGGCUGCGUCACUAUACUACUCCAAGGCAUGGGUACAGAAGGCCUCGAGGUCUGGUACCCACCCACGGAAACGUGGAUCCCCGUUCCGCCCAAGGAACAUGCGUAUGUGAUCAACAUGGGUGAUAUGAUGCAAAAGUACACAGGCGGGUACUAUCGCAGCGCUCGGCACAGGGUUGUCACGUUUACUAGAAACCACAGAUACAGCGUUCCGUUUUUCUUGAAUGGCCAGUUGAAGCUUAAAUGUACCACGCUUGAUGGAUCGGGAUCCCAGACAAUUGUUGGAGAACAUAUUCGGGGAAGAUUGGUGGAGACGAUGGGGAAGGCUGGCGAGAAGCUAAAAUAG